Messenger RNA from Esox lucius (northern pike), 1101 nucleotides. RefSeq names its product GTPase IMAP family member 4. The coding region runs from base 121 to 1101 and encodes 326 amino acids. NCBI's taxonomy places the organism in Eukaryota, Metazoa, Chordata, Actinopteri, Esociformes, Esocidae. Gene Ontology annotation, molecular function: GTP binding. The record is from RefSeq and is a predicted model, not a curated record. The transcript has 3 exons.
CGAUUGCACUUCCGUAUAGACUCAUCUAGCAGACAUAUCGGUUAGUAAUGCUUCUCGGGAUUUCGUACCAGUUAAGGUUUUUUACAUCUGAAUAGAAAGACAUUGCACGUGUUGACAAGCAUGGAAGAUUCCAACCAAAUGAGGAUUGUGUUGCUGGGUAAAACUGGAUGGGGCAAAAGCAGUGCAGGAAACACCAUCUUUGGGAAGAAACAAUUCAAGGUGGACCAUUCAGGCAACUCUGGAACACAUAAGAGUAAAGCAAAGACCAAGUCUAUCAAUGGUAGAGAAAUCACUGUAGUAGACACCCCUGGAUUUUUUGACAAUGUUGUCCAUGAUGAAAACCUGAAAUCUGAACUUGUUAAAUGUAUUGUACAGUGUGCUCCAGGGCCACAUGCUUUUCUCGUUGUGCUCAGAUUGGAGAAGUACACAGCUCUCGAGGAAGAAGUAAUAAAGAAAAUUGAUGAAUAUUUUUCACCAGAGGCCUUCAAAUAUGCCAUAGUCCUCUUCACUCAUGGUGACCAACUACCCGAAGGAACAACUAUUCAGGAUUUUGUGGAAACAAAUAAGAAACUGAAGGAUCUUGUGGAUAAGUGUGGAGGACGCUGUCAUGUCAUCGACAACAAAUACUGGGACAACGGUCAUCCGGAUCCGUACAGAAACAACCAGCACCAAGUGUCUGAGCUACUCAACACCAUAGAGAAGAUGGUGAGAGAGAACGGAGGAAGGUGUUACACCAACGAGAUGCUCCAAGCAGCAGAGAGACUAAUCCAAGAAGAGAUGGAGAGAAAUAGAAUGGAGACUAACGGCCAGAUGUUAGAGGAACAGCUCAGAAAAUCUGCCACCCAAAGUGUGUCUAAAAGACUUGUAAUAUACUUAGCAGGGGCAACAACAGGAGCAGUGUUGGGAGCUUUUCUUGGGGCUGUUGGGGUGUCAUUAAUAGUAUAUUCAGUUCUUACUGGGUCAGGGAAAGUUCUAAAAGCACUAACUAACGCAGCAGCACUAAAAACAGCAUCAGGAGGAGCAGCAGCAGCAGGAGGAGCGGCAGGGGGAACAGCAGCAGCAGGAGGAGCAGCAGCAGCAGCAGGAGCGCUUUAUCUUUAA